This is a messenger RNA of Macrobrachium nipponense, 714 nucleotides long. RefSeq names its product transcription factor Maf-like. Bases 123 to 389 code for a protein of 88 amino acids. NCBI's taxonomy places the organism in Eukaryota, Metazoa, Arthropoda, Malacostraca, Decapoda, Palaemonidae. The record is from RefSeq and is a predicted model, not a curated record. The transcript is spliced from 5 exons.
GAGAAGGGCAAACUGAAAUGUUAACGGUUUUGAGAUGGCUCGAAGAGGGGCCCUCUAGCUUAGCAUAAAAAGAGAGUUCGGGCUCUUGGGAGACAUCAGUUCUCCUCUGUGCAGACGACAAGAUGAAGGCUGCUCUGCGUCUCUUCGUAGCUGUGUUUUUCUUCACGACAUUCGUGGCUUCCUUGGCCAUCGUCAAUGCUGAACCAAUUCCCCAUCACCAUCACCAACACCAUCGUCACCAUGGCCAUGGAGGCAGCGGGGGAGGCAUUGCCGCCGGGGUCGUGAUUGGAGGGGGAGGAGGAGGCGUAGGACCACACAGAGGUGGAGCCGUUGCUGGAGCUGGAAUAGUAGCUGGAGGAGGGAGCCACCAUGGAGGAUAUGGAAAGUAACUAUUGACGUCCCUUCAAGAGUCAUCAAAAUCAACAACUGCUGACAUCGUGAUUGAUGGUUUCUGCUAAAUUUUAUUUUUAGACAUUUUUAUAAGGAUUUCUUUUUAAACUCAUUUAUUUUUAGUUUUCUAAUUACAUUUAUCACGGCGUCAGUAGCCUAGAUGUUGCGACGCCAGUUGUAAUAGACUAAUCAAUCAAUCAAUCUCUAAACAAAAAUAACAAGAGUUCAUCAUUAAAAUUUGAUUAACUUUUGAAAAUUAAAUGUUUGAAUUUUCUGAUAAAAUCACCGUUUGAUUAAGAUUGGAAAUAAAUACUGAAGAUAUAA